Erigeron canadensis is the source of this 2541-nucleotide messenger RNA. RefSeq lists its product as uncharacterized. The transcript has a single exon. The coding region runs from base 73 to 2433 and encodes 786 amino acids. NCBI's taxonomy places the organism in Eukaryota, Viridiplantae, Streptophyta, Magnoliopsida, Asterales, Asteraceae. The record is from RefSeq and is a predicted model, not a curated record.
UCUUUUCCUACUUCCAUUUCUAAAGCAUAUUUCAUAUAUUUCUGUUUUGAAUCUUAAAGAAAGAUUCAAUUCAUGCAUAUUUCACUUCAUUAUGCUUGUUUAUUAAUUUGUAGCAAAAAGGCCAGAAAGAAACAUGGGUCCAAACAAUCUAUUGAUGAUCAGGCCAAAAGAAACUCAUUAGAUGAUAAGAAAUUGCAUGAAAAUAAGCUCAAAGCUGCUCUACAACAAGCAUCUGAAUAUGGGUCUCUUGUUAAACAUCAAAUUAUCGACGUUUCAGAAGAUAUCAAUGUCGAACACAAGGGUACUUUGGAAAGAUCAAGGUCAUUAGCAAGACUAGAAGCUCAAAAGGAGUUUUUGAAAGCAACUUCUUUAGCUGCAGAUACCGUAUUUGAGACUGAAGAUUCGAUUACUGAUUUUAAUGAAGCGUUCGCAAAGUUCCUCACCAUGUAUCCGAAAUACAAGUCUUCUGAAAGGAUUGAUGAGUUGAGAGUUGAUGAGUAUGGACACCUGGUUGACAAUGAUUCUAAGGUGUGUCUUGAUUAUUGUGGAUUUGGGCUGUUUUCUUUUCUACAAGUUAUUCAAUAUAUGGAGUCAUGUACCAUACGUUUAACCGAAAUAACUUCAAAUUUAAGUAAUUAUGCAUUAUAUGGUUGUAUGGAGAAGGGUACAGUUGAACAUGAUAUAAAAUCUAGGAUCAUGGAUUACUUGAACAUCCCUGAAAAUGAAUAUGGUCUAGUGUUUACGGUUAGUAGAGGUUCUGCUUUUAAGCUUCUAGCCGAAUCAUAUCCUUUUCACACGAAUAAAAACCUAUUAACAAUGUUUGAUCACGAAAGUCAGUCGGUUAAUUGGAUGGCUCAGAGUGCUAAAAAGAAAGGGGCUAAGGUUCAUAGUGCUUGGUUUAAAUGGCCUACACUUAAACCAUGUUCAACCCAUUUGAAAAAACAGAUCUUAAACAAGAAAAAGAGGAAGAAAGAUUCAUCGAAAGGUCUAUUUGUGUUUCCGGUUCAAUCAAGAGUUACUGGUGCUAAGUAUUCAUACCAAUGGAUGUCAUUUGCUCAACAGAACAACUGGCAUGUAUUGCUUGAUGCAGGGGCAUUGGGUCCAUUAGAUAUGGAUUCACUUGGCUUAUCUCUUUUUCGACCCGAUUUCAUCAUUACAUCAUUUUACAGAGUCUUUGGGUUUGACCCAACAGGAUUUGGGUGUCUUCUUAUCAAGAAAUCUAUGAUUAAAAUCCUUAAGAAGCAACCUGGUCAUACUGGUUCCGGUAUGGUGAAGAUCAGUCCAGUGUAUCCCUCAUUUUAUAGCGAUUCUACGGGUGGAUUCCCUCAAUUCUCAAGGACCGAAUGUGAUGAUGUAGUCCCUGAAAGCCAAAGUGGAAGUCAGCUACCAGUUUUUUCAGGUGUAUUGACUCCGUCUCUUGUGAGGGAUGUAAACGAAACUGAGAUAGAACAUGGUAACUACACAUAUAGUGAUGAGGGUAGCCCUGUUUUUGAAGAAGCUGGCAUCUUUUCAAUCAUGAAAAGUCCGAUUUUGAGUGAUGAUGGAUCGCCUGAGGACUCGAUGUGGAUUGAUUUAGGCCCGAGUCCAUUAGGAUCACAACCUGUCAUGCCUUUACCACCACCGUCUUGGUUCACAAGAAAAAGAGUAAGCAACAUAGAAUCCCAAUCACAGGCUCAUGAAAGCAUGAAGGCCAACAAAGUAGACUACUUUCAAGCAAAUAUUUGUAGUCCAGAAAUACAAGAAGAGCCUGAAAUUGAUAAUUCAGUUAUACGAAGAGACACUGAGGGCGAGUUUAGGCUGCAGGGGAGAAGAGUAUCAUUUGGUUUUGAGAACAUAGAUGAUUCUAUCAGUGAAGAAGAACAGUUUGAAUCGGAUAGGAAGGAACCCAAGAUAACAUGUAGACAUCUUGAUCAUGUAAACAUGUUGGGGCUGAGCAAGACUACAUCUAGGCUUCGGUUUCUGAUCAACUGGCUUGUUACUUCCUUGAUUCAAUUGAGACUACCUGGCUCAAAUACAGAAGAUGUGGUUCCACUUGUUCACAUAUAUGGUCCAAAAAUCAAGUACGAAAGGGGUGCAUCUGUGGCAUUUAAUAUUAGAGAUAGAAGCAUGGGACUAAUUAGUCCAGAAAUAGUUCAAAAGAUGGCGGAAGCAAAUGGGAUUUCACUUGGUAUUGGCAUUCUUAGUCAUAUAAAGAUCAUACAAAGCACAAAGCAGAAUCGUGGGGCUAUUGAUCUUGCUGAUACAACAAUUUGCAGACCAAUGGACAACAACGUAGGAGGGUUUGUUAGAGCUGAAGUCGUCACUGCUUCACUCAGUUUUUUGACCAACUUUGAUGAUGUUUAUAAAUUAUGGGUUUUUGUCUCUAAAUUCCUUAAUUCAUCUUUUGUUCGAGAAUAUGGACUUUCAACUGUCAUAGAAGGUGAAGAGUCUUAAAGGCGAUAAGGUUCUUCCUUGCCAACUUACUAAAUCUGAUUGUGCUUAUUGUAUUUUGAUUCAACACAUAAAGCAGUGUUAAUAGUGCUAAUGAUUUUGCUUAUCAAA